Molecule: messenger RNA, 5518 nt
Organism: Polypterus senegalus (gray bichir)
Lineage: Eukaryota; Metazoa; Chordata; Cladistia; Polypteriformes; Polypteridae
Product: ankyrin repeat domain-containing protein 35-like
Exons: 17
Coding region: 226-3729 (1167 amino acids)
Molecular function (GO): actin binding
Source: RefSeq, a predicted model, not a curated record
UACCUCCACACACACUCACACAAGCAUGUUUUCAAAGUUCAGACAGCUCAAAUGGACUCCCAGGAAGAAAAUGCCGCUCACAAGAUCACUGCUGACAAACAGAUCUAGAAGGCUCUGCUUUAGUUGUUAACGGCGGGAGAGGACACCGGUUUUAGACAGACAUUCCCAUCCAGUGAUUCAUUCUAAUAUCAGCACACUGGACAUUUGCAUUAGUAGAGAAGAGCCAUGAAGAAAUUUUUUUCUUGCUCGACAUCUCCUCUGGGCGCAGAGAGGUGGGGAAAGGAUGAUCAGAAGCUUCUUAAAGCAGUAGACAAAGGAGAUGUGAACAAGGUCUCAGCAGUCCUUUCUCGGAGAACUAUAAAGCCCACCAAACUUGAUGAGCAAGGGCGUUCAUCGUUUCACAUGGCAGCAAUGCGAGGUGCUGCCGAGUGUCUAGAGCUGAUGCUGACUCACGGAGCAGAUGUUUACGCUAGAGAUGACAAUGGCUGUAGUGCUCUUCAUCUUGCUGCAAAAUAUGAGCAACCUGAUUCCAUUAAAGCUCUCAUUCAACAUGGAAUCCCAGUGGAUUUAACAGACAACAUUGGACGUACAGCUUUGCAUUACACUGCUCAGUCAGGAUGUGUACCAUCAUCAUCUUUAUUAUGCAGUAAUGGAGCACCUGUUAAUAAGCCUGACAGGGACGGACUGACAGCACUCAUGAUAGCUGCUCAAGAAAAUCAGCAGAGUGUCUGUGAAGAACUACUGCAGCAUGGAGCAGAUGUCAACACCACUGAUCACUGGGGCAGGACAGCCCUAAUACUGGGAUGCAUGUCAGCCUCUGUGCAGGCUGUGGCAGUGCUGCUUAGGCAUGGAGCUGAUUCUGAGGCUGUGGACAGCAUGGGUCUUGAUGCCGCUCACUAUCUGAAGGUAUCUGGAAGUAAAGAAAUUGUCAGCUUGCUGCAGAAAGGACAACAAAAAUUCCAAGCAGCAGGGAGUUCUGAUGAAGAGUCCUCACAUCUGUCACAGAAAGCAUGCAAUACUACAGAAGAGAUUAAAGUGAAUUCAGCAAAUAGAGGCUUGGUCUCUGAUAGCCACAGCAAAAGACUUGAAGAGGACAAAGUGGCAGUAGAAGAGGAAGUCCAUGUUGCAAAGUCUCCGAGAAAGGACUUGACAUGUUCCACAGACUCUGAAAGACAGAGGCAAGAAGAAGAAUGGACAGCAACAAAAAGACUUCGAACAGAACUUUCUUUAAAAAGACAGGAGUGUGAAUACCUAACAUCUGAGAUUGAGGCCUUAAGAGGCCAACUAUGGCAACAAACCCAGUCUUUGAGUCUGCUUUUAUUGAAUGAAGGGGUGAAGAUAGUGAACUGCACUGAUGCAGAAGAAGGAGAAGGAGAAGGUGAACUAAUCUACAGUGUUCUGAUGGAGAGAUUAGCCAGGCUGCUUGAGGAGAAGAAACAGCAGGUCUGCAGAUAUAUACAGAAAGGAGAAGACACUUCUGGAAAGAACAGGAGACAUAGAGAGAGUGUAGAGGCUGUCGAUGUACAACAACACCAGGAAGUCUUGAAUAAGCUAAAAGUGGCACUGGAGGAUAAAGCUAAUUCGGAGAAGCGCAUUUUAGAGAUUGAAGGUCAUCUUGACAAUAUGCGGGCAGUGCUGUCCCAAUAUGAAACUCGCAAAAGGAUGCAAAGCAGUGUCAUUGAGGAGUUGGAAUUACAGGUAUCUGAAUCUGCUGCAGAAAAUGAAACGCUGAAGGUGAAGCUGCAAGAGCUCCAGAGCAUGUUAGAGACUGAAAGACACAUAGUAGAGGAGAGCAUCUCUUAUCAGGAGUACAGAAAAGGAAAAGACGCUCUAGGUGGUACCAUUUUAGAACUGCGUGGGUUGCUCUCUGAAAUGAGGGUGAAUUAUUCUGAAGCCCUGAAGGAGAAGGAGGAAAAAUGCUGUGAGAUUCAACUACUGCAGUCGGAGCUUGACAGCCUCAAGCAAAGACUUCAAUCAGACUUCAUCCCAGUUGACGAUUAUAGAAGGAGGAAGAAAUCAUGGGAAGGAACUGUAAAUGAGCUGGAAAAGUUAGCGUUAAAACUGAGUGAUGACAAUCGGAAUCUUCAAAAUCAAUGGACAGAUUCAAAGGAAGCAAAAGAAAAUGAGAGUGAUUUAAGAAUUGCCAGUGCAGGGAAAGAAGUGGCACAGACACAAGACAGAGCUGAUGCAUUGUCUAAAGAUCAGGAAUUCAUUCAAGGAUUAUUUUCUUUUCUUUUCAACACUCUAGAACAGAAUGCCUAUGACAUGCAGAUGAGUCAUUCCGAAGUCCAGAGGUCAAUGGAACCAAAUGAAUCUACCUCCUACCCAAAAGCCAAAACUGAAGAUUUUAAAAAAAGGACAACCAUAAAUCUAGAAACUAAUAUACUGGAAGGUCUGCAGAGUUAUAUGGAUUCUCCAGAGUUUGUAAAAAAGGAAACACAAAAUUUUUGUUUUGCAAGCACAAGUGUAAAAGAUGAAACAAAUUCUCGAAAAAAAGCAUUCCUAAAUGAUGGGAAAAUAUUGGAUGAUGAUGAGAAUAAUCUAAAACAUGUUAAUCAAAAGUUAUCAAGUACUUGUAAAACAGAAACAGCACUUGCCAAUGCAAUCUCUGAGAAUGAGAGACUGAAAGAGCAUAUUGUAUCUCUGGAAGAAGACCUGGCUGUAGAACAACAGGUGUCAAAAAAACUGCAGUCCAACUUAGAAGCUCAAAAAAAUGAAAUUCGAGCACUACAGGAAGCCUUCCCACCUGAAAUACUGAAAGAAGACAACAGGGAACAGGGAAUGGAGCGAGGAAAUGGGGACAAAUUUGAUUCAGAUAUAAUAGAAGAGCUAUACUGGAACAUUGGUUGCCUGGUCAAACGGUACCAAGAAUGUGAAUCCAAAGUAUGGACUGCAAAAUUCCAGGAGAAAGAACAUAUUAAUAAAUCAACACAGACAAGCCAGGAGAUUCAGUCCUCUGAUACAUUAGCAUCAGAGUUUUCUGAGGCAUUGACAAAAAUCAAAGAACUAGAGAUAGACUUAGGAAAAUGUAAAAAUGAGACUGUCAGUAAAGAAGCACACAUGAAAGCCAUAUCCUCUUUGGAGAUAAAAGUAAACAGUCUGACAGAAGAGAUUGAAUUAAUGGAAGGACAUCUGGAGAAGGGAAAAACUGAACUUAGCUGUCUCCAAGAUGAGUUGAACCACACCUACAAAGAGGUUACAGCACUGGAAGCUAGAGAGAGGCAAAGGCUUGAAGAAACUGCAUCUUUAGAAAAACAAGCUCAAGUACAAGUGAUGGACCUCUUACAGAAAUAUGAGCAGUCCCUGCAAGAAACGGCUUCCUGGAAAGACUGCGCACAAAAGGAAUUGGACUUGAGCCAAGAAAUGAAGAAUAGGGUGUCAGCUUUGGAAAGACGAGCAGAUGAGGCAGAGUAUGAAACACAGAGGAUGACUGACAGAGUGCUCCAAAUGCAAACACAGGUGGAACAAUGGGAAAAAAAAUACAAGGAGAAACAGUAUGAGAACACUAAUUUACAGGAACAGCUAGAGAGACUGAUGAACCUGAACACAUCAUUUCAACAAGAAGUAGCAAGUCUGCAGAAUCACUUAGAGGUACUACAAACACAACACCAAGAAGUAAUAUCUGUUUACCGAUACCACCUUCUGAGUGCUGCACAGGGUAUGAUGGACAAAGAAAUCCAUCUGAUGUUGCUGAAGAUUCACAACCUACAGAGAAAAAUAAUCUACUGAAAGCAGGUGGCUCACUGUUGCUGUUGAGAACUUUUGUAUUAAUACUUCCAUAAGUAUUGCACCUUAUUGCCAAAAAUAUAAUGAAAAUUGUGUAAUGCUUGAAGAAACUGGCAAAGAGAAGAAAGCUAAGAGAAGAAACCCUUGAGAAUGUGCAUAAUAAUUUUUCCUACAUAACCACAGCUGAAAAUUGCUUUCAUUUUUGGAGCAGUCAACAUAUGAAAAUGUGAACAAUGCGACAAGGCAUCUGGAAUGUACUCUCCUGAGGGUAGUAAAGAGCAUAAAUAUUUUAUUGCUGUAAAUCCUCAAACUCUGUGUACAUGUUUAGGAAAAAAUUAUUUCAUCACUGUUUCAUCAAACAGACCCUUUUCAAACUCCCUAAGAUAAACCAGAGGAAAUUAAAUUUUGAGAUUUGCAAAACACAAGUAGGAAGGGGUUUGUAUGUGCAUCAAACAUUGUACUGUAGAAUCUUAGAAAGGAAUGCAAAUUAGAAUAAUGAAUUACUUCCUGAGCUUUUGCUGAGCAAUAAUUAAUUGAAGUAAAAAGAAAGGAUUUUAACAAGUUAUAAGUUUUUGGAUAAUAAAAGAAUGCAAAACAUAAGCAAUAUAAUGACAUUUAAAAUCAUUGAUCUAUCAAUUUUCUUAUUCAACCAUUAAAGAAUUUAGGGUUUAACCCAGUAUAUUACUGGGAACAUGGCAACAACCUGUUAUGGAUGGAAUACAGGCCAGUCACAGGGCUCAGUCAAUCAUAUCAGAUAAAUUCAGAUAUGCCAUUUAAAAUUGUCAGGUAACCUUUUCUGUUCUGAUAAAACUCUCACAAGCAGAAUAAGAAAACCACAUACAGGCAAUGAAAAGGCUGGCAGUGGACAUUCUUCUUCUUCUUUCGGCUGCUCCCAUUAGGGGUUGCCACAGCGGAUCAUCUUCUUCCAUAUCUUUCUGUCCUCUGCAUACAAACCUAGAACUGUAAGGCAGUAUUCUGUAUGCCAGUACCAUCAUAAAUCAGCAUACUGCCCAAAUUCUUACAAUAUUCUCUUAAUCCAACCAAGAGUAGAUCUUUCAACUUUGCAUACAAAGCAAAAGCCAUACCUGAAGAAGACACCAGUCCACUGCAGAGUGCACUCAUUCAUACAUCUGCACUCCAUUAUAUUGGGUGAAACAAGAGUUGUCAAUAAACCUAACCUGCAUAGCAAACAUUGAUAUGCAGAAAAUGUAUGAGUUAAAUUUUAAAUGGUUUGCAUCUAAAAAAAAAAAUAAAUGUUUAUAUAAACCUGUAUCCACCCAUGCAUUUUUCUAACCUGGGCAAAGGUAUGGAGGACCUGGAGGUUAUUCUAGCAAUCAUUAGAAGCAAAGCAAAAACAACACUUGGACAAGGCAGGGUGAACACACAUGGGCCAAUUUAGCAAUGCCAGUUCAUGUAUAACCGGCAUGUCUUUGGACUGUGAGAGGAAACUAGAGCACCCAGAAGUAACCCAUUUGGACAUGGGGAGAACAUGCAAACUCCACACAAGGAGCACCCAGGAUGCAAACCCCUGCCUCCUUACUGAAAGACAGCAGGACUAGCACCAUAAUGCCCCACAUAAUAUAUACAUGUUAUCAUUUUUAUUACUACUACAUUUCACUGACAUUCUUGUCCAAGGCUACUUACAAACUUCAACAUACAUAAAGCACAGUCAACUUAAGUGACUUAUGAACACACAACGAGUCACAGCCUUCAACUUUAUAUAUACUAUACUAUAUACUAUAACUAUAUGGAAGAGAAGGUCUGUGAUACGGUUUGCAGAUUUGCAACUGGA